Alternaria burnsii is the source of this 1710-nucleotide messenger RNA. RefSeq lists its product as uncharacterized. The transcript has a single exon. Gene Ontology annotation, molecular function: fluconazole transmembrane transporter activity. Gene Ontology annotation, biological process: xenobiotic detoxification by transmembrane export across the plasma membrane. The coding region runs from base 1 to 1710 and encodes 569 amino acids. NCBI's taxonomy places the organism in Eukaryota, Fungi, Ascomycota, Dothideomycetes, Pleosporales, Pleosporaceae. The record is from RefSeq and is a predicted model, not a curated record.
AUGUCUCAAUUCGUCCGAGAUACCAGCUUUGGUAGACUUGUCCGUCUAAUUACAUGCAAUCGAGUACUGCAGUUCCCCGAAGAGCAGGAUGAUUUUCAGCUGCAAGAUUCCUACGUCAAGCUUCUUGAAGCAGCUGAGCUACGCUCGAAAGACGAGCCAUUAUCUAUCCUCUCGCAAAGCGAGAGAAACAACGGCACCUAUUCCAUGCGCCCUUCAGAUUCCGCUCUUCCAGAUGACGGUGGGUCCGCGAAGGUCGACGAGAGAACGCAGCAAAACGACGUGUUCGAGCCCAAAAUGUUGGAAGAUGGUACCAUAAUCGUCAACUGGUAUGGCUCUGACGACCCUGCAAAUCCGCAGAAUUGGACGACUGGUCAGAAACUGGUGCCGACGCUGAUCAUCGAUGCUUACACCUUCGCUGUCUACCUUGGCUCCUCGAUUAUCACUGGGAGUUACACCGGUAUAAUGCGUCAGUUCGACGUUUCUCAACAAGUCGUUUCUCUCACGCUCUCCAUGUAUGUUCUGGCCUACGGAAUCGGACCUUUGCUCUGGUCACCACUCUCUGAGAUCCCACCCCUUGGUCGAAACUCGUUGUACAUCUUCACCUUUGCCAUAUUCAUUGUUCUCCUCAUCCCUACGGCCUUGGUAAACGACUUCCCAGGCUUGGUCGUGUUACGAUUUCUCCUAGGAUUCUUUGGAAGUCCUUGCCUCGCUACUGGUCCAGCGACGUUGGGCGACAUGUAUGCCUUCGACAAGCUCCCAUACGCACUUUCGACUUGGGCUGUCGUUGCUACAAGCGGUCCUGCAGUUGGUCCUCUGCUUUCUGGCUACAGCGUGCCGGCCACUAGUUGGCGAUGGUCCACCUGGGAGUUGCUGUGGCUCAGCGGUCCGCUGUUCAUAGCCUUCUUCUUCCUGGUUCCAGAGACAUCGCCUUCCAACAUUCUCCUUCGACGUGCUCAACGACUGCGCGAACAAACCGGCCAAUCUUGUUUCAGAAGCCAGGGCGAGAUUGAUCAAUCUAAGCGCCGUCCCCGGAAAGUUGUCACCGAAGCACUCUGGCGGCCAAUUCAAACUAUGAUACUCGACCCAUCUAUUGGAUUCACCGCACUUUACGUUGCCCUUAUAUACGGCAUCUACUAUUCUUUCUUCGAGUGCUUUCCAAUGGUCUACGAAGGAAUAUAUGGAAUGUCGCUCGGAGCGCAAGGUCUCGUCUAUCUGUCCAUCGCCGUCGGGAUCACUGUAGGGCUGGUGAUGUACCUGAUCUGGAUACGCAUUACAUGGGAGCCUGCCGUGCGGACCUGGAAUAUUGGGCCCCCAGAACGCCGCCUCAUUCCUGCUCUCUUCGCAUCGUUCUUGCUUCCAAUAGGACUGUUCCUCUUCGCUUGGACAGCAACUUCCUAUAUCCACUGGAUCGUACCCACUGUUGGAAUUGCUAUCAUGAGUGGCGGCAUCUUCAUGAUCAUGCAACCCAUUUUCCUCUACCUUCCCCUGAGCUAUCCCAAGUACGCAGCAUCUGUCUUCGCUGGUAAUACCGUCGCUCGGUCAGUACUUGCUGCCGCCAUCGUUCAUUGUUCGCAACCAUUGUAUGUCAAUCUGGGAGUAAAUAGAGGCGUGAGUCUGCUGGGAGGGUUCACUAUUGGUUGCAUCUUUGGUAUCUAUGCCCUAUACCAUUUUGGUCCGUCAUUGCGAGCAAGAUCCAAGUUCGCGCCCUGA